GCUGAGGGGCGGGCGGAGCUCUGGAUUGAGGAAGUCAGCUGAGAAUGCUGUGAGUUUCGGUUUCCUGGCUCCUGCCAGCUUCCAAGCUCCCAGCCGAGACAUCCUCCCUCUCCUCUGCCUCCUGCUCUGCUGGGAGCCGUCACCCCGGGAGCCAGCAGGAGCCAUGGGCAACUGGCUGUUCAGCAAUGGCCCGGAAACGGUGUACGAGAUGCCUGCUCAUGCACUGGAUGAUUAUGUCCAGUUCUCCCUGAGGCCGACGGAAGACUGUCAGAAGCAGAUCGAUGAGGCCGUGGACAGCAUCUAUGCCACCCUGCAGGAAGCCACGGAGCCUCCCGUGGUGACACACGUGGCCAAAGGCGGCUCCUAUGGCCGGAAAACAUUCUUAAAGGGCAGCGCCGAUGGCACCCUUGUCAUCUUCAUCGGUGACCUUGAGAAAUUCCAGGACCAGAAGGAAAAGCGAUACGAAAUCCUUGACAAAAUCUGGCAGCGGCUGAGAGCGUGUCGGCUCGAAAGGAGGCUGGCAGCCAGGAUGGAGAUGCUGAGGCCCGAUGGUGGCCUCGCCAUCCGACUGUACACAAAGUAUCAGUGCGUCACGUUGGACGUGCUGCCCGCCUUCGACGCUCUGGACUUAAGUGGCAAGCCCAGCCCCUCGACCUACCGCGACCUCAAAAGAGCCUUGGACAAGGCAAGGGCCAGCCCCGGGGAGUUCUCUGUCUGCUUCACACAACUCCAGCAGAAUUUUUUUAACAACCAUCCCAGGAAGCUGAGGGAUUUGAUCCUCUUGGUAAAGGACUGGCAUCGACUGUGCCAGAAGCGGUUGGAGCCUCGGUCCCUGCCACCCUCAUAUGCUCUCGAGCUGCUCACCGUCUAUGCCUGGGAGGAGGGGUGCAGAGAGGAAGACUUCGACAUCGUCCAGGGCCUCAGAACUGUCCUGGGGCUCAUCCAGCAGCAGGAGCAGCUGUGCGUCUAUUGGACAGUCAACUACAACUUCGAGGAUGAGACCGUCCGGAACGUCAUGCUGGGCCAGAUCCGAUCACCGAGGCCAGUAAUCUUGGACCCAACUGACCCCACCAAUCGGGUGAGUGGAGAUAAGGAGUGCUGGCAACUGCUAAAGGAAGAAGCUCAAGCCUGGCUGUCUCGUCCCAGCCUGCAAGAGUCGCCAUCGUGGAAUGUUCUGCCGACCCCGCUCCACGAGACCCCCGGCCACCAUCUGGACAAAUUCAUCAAGGACUUCCUCCAGCCCACGAAAACCGUCAGACUCCAGACCAAGGCAGCGGUCGGCAUCAUCUCCAAGUUCCUGAAAGAAAUCUGCUUCCGGAACUCCGCCACCAACGUGCAGAAGCCCAUCAAGGCAGGGUCAACGGGCAAAGGCACCGCCCUGAAGACCGGCUCCGACGCCGACCUCGUGGUGUUCGUGAACUCGCUGACCAGCUUCCCGUCCCAAAGAGCCGAGCGCUACUCGGUCAUCAAGGAGAUCAAGCGGCAGCUGGAGGCCCAGCAGCAGCUGGCGGCCGAGCCGGACCUGGAAGUGACCUUUGAGAUCUCCAAGUGGGAGGCCCCCCGGGUGCUGAGCUUCUCCCUGAAGUCCAGGCGCCUCCCCGGGCCCGUGGACAUGGACGUGCUGCCGGCAUUCAACGCGCUGGAGAAGCUGAGGCCUCUCUGGAGGGUCUACGCCCAGCUCAUCGCUCAGUACCAAGAGCACCCCGACACUCCCGGGGGCGAGUUUUCGGCCUGCUUCACCGAGCUGCAGCGAGACUUCGUCAGCUCCCGGCCCACCAAGCUGAAGGACCUGCUGCGCCUGGUGAAGCACUGGUACAAGCAGUGUGAAAGGAGACUGAAGAAAAAGGGGUCGCUGCCCCCCAAGUAUGCCUUGGAGCUGCUCACCAUCUAUGCCUGGGAGCAGGGCAGUGGGGCCACGAGUUUUGACACCGCUCAAGGCUUCCGGACGGUCCUGGAGCUGGUCACCCGGUACCAGCAGCUCUGUGUCUUCUGGACGGUCAACUACGACUUCGAGAACGAGACUGUGAGGAACUUCCUGCUGAGCCAGCUCCAGAAACCCAGGCCUGUGAUCUUGGACCCGGCCGAUCCCACGGGCGACGUGGGCGGAGGGAACCGCUGGUGCUGGCAUCGCCUGGCCAACGAAGCGGCUGAAUGGCUGUCCUCCUCUCUCUGCUUCAAGGAUGGGACCGGAGAUCCCGUCCCGUCGUGGGAAGUGCCGGCCGUGCAGACCCCAGGAAGUUGUGGGGCUGGUGUCUGUCCUGUUGUCAAUGAGAUGUUCUCAUGCAGAAGCCGUGGAAUCCCAGACUGGAAAUGCUAGGAGAAGCUUCUGGAGGUCACCUGACAAUGGCUCCUGAAGAACCAGUUCACUGUGUACACACAUAUCCCAGGUCCCUUCUCCCCCACUCCCCCCUCUUCCCUCCUCCCUCUCCCUCCUUCCCUGGUUUUUCUCAGACAACUCUUCCCAUCAAGACUGCCAUGUCCUUCUCAGAAAGUCUCGUAAACGCUCGCCCUGCUGGGCUCUCACUCUGGCCUGAUUUAUUAAAAACAUUUGCUCUCAUCCGUAUUUUUCCCAUUCACUCCUUCCUUUUCCUUCGAGUUUUAGAAGAGGAUUCUCUCCCUCUUCUGAGGGUGAAGCCCCUGGCCUGCCCCUUGGUUCCCAUAAGCCAGAGAUCCUGCUUUCGUAAACUCCCACCUCCCUCUGGAUGCGGACGCCACCUGUGCCUGCUGAUCAGAGGCCUCCUGAGCCAGGAGCAAACCAGCCUCUCUGAAGACCUUCCAGCUCUCCUGAGCCUUGGAUGGCAACUGUGGAACCAUAUUUACCUUCCGCUUCCUCCCUCUGAGCUUACCUUUAGUCCCCACCCAGGAGUGGCCAAAUCUGAAGGCUUCAUUCUCUGGCUUUUCUUCCAAAGAUACGUGAAGGUCCAAGUGUUUUAGCCUCCUAGGUAUCCUCUGAAAGUCUUAUUACUCUCACACAUGCCAACUGUCAUGCAGUAAAAAAAAAAAAAAAAAAAAAAAAAAAAUACCUGGCCCUUCCCGGUUUGCUCAAUGGUUAGAGAUUAGCCCCACAGACCAACGGGGCCAUGGGUUCGGUUCCCAGUCAAGGGCAUGCACCCCCAUGGCAGGUCCCCCUUGCCCCGCCGGGGCACAUGUGGGAGGCAACCAAUCGAUGUGUUUCUCUCACUUCAAUGUUUUUCUCUCUCUCUUCCCCCUCACCC
Pipistrellus kuhlii (Kuhl's pipistrelle) is the source of this 3215-nucleotide messenger RNA. RefSeq names its product 2'-5'-oligoadenylate synthetase 2 (gene OAS2). The record is from RefSeq and is a predicted model, not a curated record. The transcript has 11 exons. NCBI's taxonomy places the organism in Eukaryota, Metazoa, Chordata, Mammalia, Chiroptera, Vespertilionidae. Gene Ontology annotation, biological process: negative regulation of viral genome replication; defense response to virus; regulation of ribonuclease activity. Bases 164 to 2317 code for a protein of 717 amino acids. Gene Ontology annotation, molecular function: 2'-5'-oligoadenylate synthetase activity; double-stranded RNA binding. Gene Ontology annotation, cellular component: nucleoplasm; cytosol; membrane.